Messenger RNA from Sphaerulina musiva SO2202, 2749 nucleotides. RefSeq names its product MFS general substrate transporter. Gene Ontology annotation, biological process: transmembrane transport. The record is from RefSeq and is a predicted model, not a curated record. The transcript has 4 exons. The coding region runs from base 653 to 2386 and encodes 577 amino acids. Gene Ontology annotation, molecular function: transmembrane transporter activity. Lineage: Eukaryota; Fungi; Ascomycota; Dothideomycetes; Mycosphaerellales; Mycosphaerellaceae.
CGACAACAAUACCGACGAAAGGCCAACCAGACCCCUCAACGAGGCUGCCAUGAUCCCCUCCACCGUUUUCUUCCCAUUGGCUACGGCUCUGCUGAACACACCGAGCUGACUCGCCCAUCGACAUCUACAACAGCCUCGGAAUGGCCUCGUUUAUAGCUCGCUGCCGCAUCUAAUUGCACAGCAGUCAGCAGUCAGACUUGCAAUCAAGGGCUGAGUAGUACAAAAGUACGCACCACCACCAGAUUGGCCAGGUCUCGUUCAUACAGGGUGUUGCACUUGAGGGGCACCCUAAUAUACAAGGUACUUCUAUGGCGGGAAACAACCUAGAAAGAGAGAAAGCCUCAAGGUACGGUACUGUGUGCCCCAGCUGCAUUACCCCAUAUGCACAUGGUAUGACAACCAGGGGAGCCCCACAAUCCGGGGCACGUCGAACAAACGCCAUGUGGAGCAGACAGACAGGCGGAGGGAGAACAAAUUGAACUGAACUGUUCACGACUUCGACCCGCGGUGUGAAAUGAGACUGGGGUGUGGCAACCUUCCCCCACACUGCUCAGGUUGUUAUUACUCCUUUCAUGGAAGCAACACGGCCAGGAACUACACAGCUCCAACCAGACAAUUUGUUUGAGGUCACAUCAGAGCAGUAAUCAUCGCCAUGGCGCUCGGUAUCCUCGAACCUCACACAGCGGCUCCUGUGGCCGGCACGGUCAUUAUUCAGGACGAUGUGGCCGCCGAUACGCCUCAUUCCUCGCAAUUGAAACAUGGCACAGGCAGCAGUGCGAAUGUGGUGCUGAACCCCCAACCUUCUGACGAUCCCAACGAUCCCCUGAAUUGGAGUGGCCGGGAGAAACAUGCCAUCUUGGCCAUACUCGCCUUCGGUUGCAUCGUCACUGCUUGCGUAGUGGGUCCUCUCUUGAAUGCUGGAACGGUAGAAAUCGCUAUGGACCUCAAUGUCUCACCAGCCACGAUAGCCAAAAUGAACGGGUACACCCUCCUCGCUGCUGGAGUGUCGGGUCCUUUCGCUGCUGUCUGUGCGAACAAACUGGGAAAACGCCCGGUCUACCUCUUUUCCUCUACAAUGGCAUUGGUGGGAUGCAUCAUCGGAGAGGCUGCCAAAACCUACCGGACGUUGGUGACCGCACGUGCAAUCCAAGGACUAUCGUGCUCCGCCUACGAAUCCAUCGUCAUCUCGUCGGUCGGUGACCUGUUCUUCGUUCACGAGCGCUCUCCCCGUGUCGCCAUCAUCAUGUUCAUGCUGACAGCAGUAAACAAUGGUGUCUCGAUCAUCGCGGGUCCAAUCACUGCGGAGCUGGGAUGGACCUAUAAUUUCCACAUCCUACUGCCAUUCACCGCCUUGCAGUUGAUUCUAUUGUUCUUGUUCUGUCCCGAGACCACCUACAACCGCAGCGCAGUGUAUGAUGCUGAUAUCACAGCAUCAGACGAGGACGUGCAUGCGUUGGGUGACGUGGAGGAAAAAGAUCGCCGAAGCGGGCAAUAUGCUCGCGAAAACGAUGGCACUCAGCCCAGCCAAGCCGAGAAGGCAGAGAAAAGCCUUCAUUUCGAAACAAUACCCACGCAGACAAGCAUUCAGCGCCCGCGCAAGACGUUUGUGCAGCGAUUGGCCCUUUAUAGCACGAAUUCGACUUCCGAACCAGCCUGGAAAAUGCUCCUUGCCUGCCCUGCCAUUAUGCUGAACGUAGGCGCUGCAUACAGUAUCGCUACGUCGGGCCUGAUCAUCACAUGGUCAGUAGCUCUAUCGGUGAUAGCUGCGGUGCUCUGGUCGGUCCCUCCAUAUUCUCUCACUGCAGCUGGUGUCGGCUAUGUCUCGGUUGGACCACUCAUUGGCGGCUGUCUGGGCGCGCUGGUGUAUGGGUGGCUGUCUGACCCAUUCAUCAAGAGGAUGGCAGCUCGGAAUGGAGGUGUGUACGAGCCGGAGAUGAAGCUGCCUAUUGUCUUGCUCGGCUUGGCGCCUGCCAUCGGAGGUCUCGUGGGAUUCGGGUAUGCAAAUAAGCAUCACGACUCCAUCUACCUCAUAUCAUUCACCUGGGCCCUGGCACUGUUCGGGCUGACCAUCCUCGUGGCCGUCCCCACGGCCUACGCAUUGGACGCAUUCCGUGCUCAUAGCGUUGAGAUCUUCAUCAUGAAUAUGACUUUCAAGAACUUGUUCUUCUACGGUCUCGUCAACUACGUCGUCGACUGGUACAUGGACCAAGGCGUGGUUAAUAUGUUCGGAGUCAUGGCAGGCCUCACGGUGGCAUUGACGUUGACCACGCUGCCAAUGUACGUGUUCGGCAAGCGUUAUCGAAACUUCUGGCAACACCAUAACUUGUUGGUGAAGUUUGGGCUUCGCGAUGAAGUGAAUAGAAUAGACUCGGAGCCUGUACGUUGAGGACUUGAACUUCACAUGACAACAUGGGGAGCGAGAUGAAUGUGCCGACGUUUCAAGGCUACUAGGGUUGCUAAACGCCGCUGCUGCUACUGUCGCCGCGCCCCUGGCCAACAGGGGAGAGAGAUUGAAAUUUGCGGGGAAAUUUGCGGAGAAAAGUUUCUAGUUGAGGGGGAUGUGGGGUCAUCCUAGUAUGAAUGUAUACACGCCAUGGCACUGUAGCAGGGGAAUGUCGCUCGCCGCCCACUACCACUACCACCACCACCACCACCGCCUCCACCAUCAGCACCACCAUCUCCAACAACCUCCACCACCAAGAACAGUCGUGGAGGACAUGGCCGUCGAGCCUGUACCACCUACUACAGC